Molecule: messenger RNA, 1661 nt
Organism: Tarenaya hassleriana
Lineage: Eukaryota; Viridiplantae; Streptophyta; Magnoliopsida; Brassicales; Cleomaceae
Product: E3 ubiquitin-protein ligase SINAT2-like
Exons: 4
Coding region: 412-1347 (311 amino acids)
Biological process (GO): ubiquitin-dependent protein catabolic process; multicellular organism development
Cellular component (GO): cytoplasm
Molecular function (GO): zinc ion binding; protein binding; ubiquitin protein ligase activity
Source: RefSeq, a predicted model, not a curated record
CUUAUGAAACAGAGUGAAGUUAUACCAUUUUUUUCCGACAAAGAACGAAAAAAAAAGAAGCACUAAAAGGGAAAACACCUGCGUGAAUUUGUGAUUCGUGUUUUCAAAGUGGCAUAAAGACGAAGCAGAGACCACCAUUAAUGGGUUUCAUCGAUACGAACAAGACAGGACAUAGCCAUCCCCGUCCUCUGCUGCCUCCUAUAAUCGUGUCUGAGUAAUCUGCUUUUGUUUGUCCGAAGCCGCUAUUCUCGUCCGCUGUUUUUUUUUUUUUUUUGUGGAAAUCUUCAACCAAAUCUGGAAAACGCAACGCCGAGCCAGGAGAUUUUUCUUCCAGAAGAACAAGGAUCUAAAGCAGAGAGGCAUCAUCUUACCCUCUGGCUAAAACAAGGGUGUUAGAUUUAUUGAUCCAUCAUGGCUCCUGGAGGCAGUGCUUUGAAAGAUGUCUUAGUGUCUAACUCAAUGGCCAUGGAUUAUGAUGUUAAAAUGGCGAAAGCGGAUACUAAUAGUAAACCGACAAAGUCGGGUGGCGCUGGUGGUGUCGGAAAAUACGGGAUUCAUUCAAGCAAUGGUGUGUAUGAGCUCCUAGAAUGCCCUGUCUGUACGAAUCUGAUGUACCCUCCAAUUCAUCAGUGUCCGAAUGGCCACACGUUAUGUUCAAACUGCAAAAUCAGAGUGCAGAACUUGUGCCCAACAUGCCACUACGAGCUCGGAAACAUAAGGUGUUUGGCUCUCGAGAAGGUUGCAGAAUCUUUGGAAGUUCCAUGCCGGUACCAAAGUUUAGGCUGUCAUGACAUUUUCCCUUACUACAGCAAGCUGAAACACGAGCAGCAUUGCCGGUUUCGGCCUUACAACUGCCCUUAUGCUGGGUCUGAGUGUUCUGUAACAGGCGAUAUCCAAACACUUGUUUCCCAUCUCAAAGACGAUCAUAAGGUCGAUAUGCACGAUGGAUGCACCUUCAACCACCGUUAUGUGAAGGCAAAUCCACACGAGGUCGAGAAUGCUACAUGGAUGCUUACGGUAUUCAACUGCUUCGGAAGACAAUUCUGCUUACACUUUGAGGCGUUCCAUCUCGGGAUGGCCCCGGUGUACAUGACGUUCCUACGCUUCAUGGGAGACGAGAACGAAGCCAAGAAGUUCAGCUACAGCUUGGAAGUCGGGGCCCAUGGGCGUAAGCUGAUGUGGCAAGGUAUCCCCAGAAGCAUCCGUGACAGUCACAGGAAAGUCCGCGACAGCCAGGACGGCCUAAUCAUACCGAGGAACUUGGCGUUGUAUUUUUCCGGCGGCGGCGGCGGCGACAGGCAAGAACUCAAGUUGAGAGUCACAGGUCGGAUAUGGAAGGAAGAAUAAUAAGCUGGUUUCUGAAUUUGUCCAGACCGUUUUGUAAAUAGGUGAAAUUGUUGUUGUCUGGAUUCCGACAUUGAACUCUGGUUUUGGACCAGAGAAGCGAAAUGGGACAGAACUGAGAUCCGUCUUCUUCCAUGGUAGGGUUUGCUCAAUGAUCAGUGGAGGGUAAGAGCCUUUUUAUGACGUCUCUGUAAUCUUUUUUUGUGUUCAGACAAGAAGAUUGUGAUUUUUUUUUUUUUUGAGUUCUGUUCUUGAUGAUGUAAAAAAAACCAUGGUGAAUCACGAUUAUGCUUCCACAAGAUAUCUCUGUGGACUAA